Messenger RNA from Arachis ipaensis, 850 nucleotides. The record is from RefSeq and is a predicted model, not a curated record. Lineage: Eukaryota; Viridiplantae; Streptophyta; Magnoliopsida; Fabales; Fabaceae.
AUAAAAAAAAAGUGUGUGUGUGUGUGUGUGUGUAGGGCAAAGAAGUAUGGAUGGCCAAACACAUAUGUAAUGACAAAAGCAAUGGGAGAGAUGAUAGUAGAGGAGGAGAAAGUCAAAGGAGACUUGGGUGUUGAUAUUGUGAUUGUUCGUCCUUCCAUUGUUACCAGCACCUUCAAGGACCCUUUCCCCGGUUGGGCCGAGGGUGUUAGAACCAUUGACAGUCUUGCUGUUGCUUAUGGUAAAGGAAAACUCACUUGCUUCCUUGGAGAUCUCAACGCCAUUGUUGAUGUCAUACCAGCAGAUAUGGUGGUCAAUGCAAUACUAGUGGCCACGGCAGCUCAUGCAACUCAUCGUGCUAAUGGUAAUGGCAUAUAUCAUGUUACUUCCUCUGUUAGAAACCCACUUCGAAACUGGAAUCUGCAAGACGUGGGGUACAGGUAUUUCACGGCCAAACCAUGGAUCAACAAGGAUGGUAAGGCAGUGAAGGUUGGCAAAUGCAAAAUUCUGAGCAGCAUGGACAGCUUCAACAGACACAUGUUCCUCCGCUACUUUCUUCUCUUAAAGGGACUGCAGCUGGCCAACACUGCCUUUUGCCACUUCUUCCAGGGAACCUAUCUUGAUCUCAACAGGAAGAUUCAGAUCGUCCUGCGCUUGGUUGACCUGUACAAGCCUUACUUGUUCUUCAAGGGAGUUUUUGAUGAUCUCAACACACACAACUUGAGACAAGCUGUCCUCAUAGACACUCAUCUCUUUUACUUCGAUCCCAAGCUCAUCAAUUGGGAUGAUUACUUCCUCAACACUCAUCUCCCUGGUGUCGUCAAAUAUAUCUUCAAUAAUAAGAAUUAUUAAU